This is a messenger RNA of Saxophila tyrrhenica, 2460 nucleotides long. RefSeq lists its product as uncharacterized. Lineage: Eukaryota; Fungi; Ascomycota; Dothideomycetes; Mycosphaerellales; Extremaceae. The transcript has a single exon. The coding region runs from base 1 to 2460 and encodes 819 amino acids. The record is from RefSeq and is a predicted model, not a curated record.
AUGUUCGCACCACCCCCCGUCCAGCUCUCCCGAGCGCAAAUCGAAGCCCGCCUCGCCGCAAGGCGACAGAGCGCAGUCGCCUCCGGUCCUUUGAGCCCGACAGCGAGUCUGGGAUCUGCAACAGAGGAUCGCGCCGGCUCCUUGCAUGCUGCGACAACAGCGCCGACAUCACCCCUGCCGAGACGGCCUUCAGAUAAUGUCUCAUCCUCUCCUAUACUGGCCUCGCCGUCUUCUGCCUCGCGCUCGCGACUCGAACACCCCAAAUCCGGCGCUUCGCCUUUAAGACCAGAGACCGCAGUCCAGCAGCGCCUCCCAGACGGCUUCGGCGAGCGGCCGCGACGAGCACCGCAGCCGCCGAGACGUUCGACGGCGCCGCCGGACGAGUGGUUCGGUCCACGAGCAAAGACUGCUCCUGUGCUGCCGCCGCCUCCUCCACCGGCGCAGGUCGUGGUGCCUGAGCUGCCGAAGACGCUGCCGCCGCCGAUCCCAGUGAAGGCGGCUGAGACGGUGAAGGAAGAGCUGCCGCCGCCUCCGAUACCCGCGAAGUCGGCGAAGCGGUCGAAGGCGAGGGGUGCGGAUAUUUUGAGGCUACUGGAGGAGGAUCCGUUUAAUGGUGGGGGUUCAUCGUUGAGUAAGUCGAAUUCGAAGAGGAAGGGGAAGGGGAAGGAUGUUGUAGGGAAGGGGGCGGAGAAGUCGCCGAGUCCGUCGUGGAGGUUGUCGAAAGAGCAGCUGAGGCAGCCUGCGAUCGCUCUGGCGAAGCCGCCGAGUCCGCCAGUGAAGGUUCCAGAGAAGCGACCAAGUCCGCCAGCAGGGAUUGUCGAAGAGCGUCCUGUUCAACCGGCUAGGGCGUGGACUGCGCCGGCUGCAACGACAGAACGAAAUAUUGCCAUGCCUGCGAAAGAGAGUGUGGUGCAGGCAGCAAUUACACAGCCCAUCAGCAUGAGUCCGAUGGAUUCAAGCGUAAAGUCCACAGCAUCAUCAAAAGCCAGCUCCAAGCUCUCAGGUGUGCGAGGAGGCAGAGUCGACAAGGCGUCGAAGCGCUUGAGCUCCGACUCCUCGCUCCGAUCGGCACUCUUAGAUCUGGAUGAACUAUACUCGUUCGCCAGUCCAGGCACGCCACCUUCGAAACCUACCGAUGGGGAGACAAAUGAAAGGUCUGGCUCGUUGUCGGAGAUCCAGCUUCCAUGGAGACGGCAAAGGAAGGGGGAGACGAUGAGUAUGCUUCUCCAAUCAGGGUUCUUUCCGGUUGGCAAUGAAGGAAAAGUCAAUGCGAAUAUGCAGCUGGGUGUGAGACUGCCGCCUCCACCUUCGAUACUGAGCAAGGACCUACCUGCUACUCCGUCGAGCAUUGCCGGGACGCCAAUCGAGCUGUACCAGAGGAGUUCUCAGGGGGCGCUGCGAAGCCCACCAGGUGCAUUACGCAGUCCCCCUGGAGCAUUGCGAAGUCCACCGGGAGCGCAACGACACUCAGCCCGGGCUCAACGAAGGCCAGGCAACAAGAGACGGAGUCCACUUUCGCACGUGGCAACGAACAGCGCCAAGUCGAGCAGCAGCGUACUCUCAGCUGAAAGCGAAGAGAUGUCACCGAGCCGACUGUCGGCAAUUCCAGAAUACGCACCUAGCUCAGAGAACUCACCUCCGCCGUCUGGUGUGACGACCCCCAUCGCAACGCAGAUCCAUCUGCGAGGAGGCUCUGUCGUAACAGUAUGUCCGCCUGAGAUGAACGCGUGGCAGCGUAGAAUAUACGUGCAAGGUCCGAUCAAGCUGCCGAAGCCGGUGAUUGUGCCUAGAAAGAACUCUGUGGCCAGUCUCGAGCCGUUCCAGGAUGCUAUUGACAGAGUGUAUCAGGAUGCGCUGAGCAUACCAAGGAGGCGGAGUGAUGAGCAGGUUGUAGAUGAUGUUUGCGAGUUCUUCGACGAGUACGGGUUUGACGAGGUUGGAUUUGAAGGGGAUGUGAUUGCAGGGGUCGAUAUGCUGGACGAAGAGAUGAAGGAUACAAGCGACUCGCCGGACGCCGAGAUCGAGCGCUUCAGCACACCUCCAGCAGAACCCGACGCCAGCCCUCUGGAAAAGGUGGUCGCGAAAGAAGUGGUGGAGAUCUUGUCGAAGCCGGCUCCAGUCCCAGUCCCACGUGCUCCGAGAAACGAUUUGGAAAGCCUCAGGACUCGAGGCAUCGCCUACCUCGCACAUCGGAUCUCACAUCCACCAGCUUCGCAGCGCCACGUGCGGAAGGACUCGUUGACUUUGAUCCCGGAGGAGCCGACCACGGUGUCAUCCCGGGCCGAGAACGAAGGAAGUCAGAGCAUGCCGGCCGUCAAGGAGUCCUUCCGUGGUGAUGACGUGGAGGAGCUGGAUGGCGCGUCCAGCUGGCUAGGCUUGGGCAUUCCUGGUCUGCAUAGAAGCAAUUCGAGGACGCCAGGUGGUCAGGCGCAGACGCUUGCCCUAGGCGCCAUGAUAUAA